AUGCCUGCACAGGGUCCACCGUCCAUUGUGACUACAGACCGAUCUCUGCCGAAGAAGAGCAAGAAGACUACCACGAAGGAUCAUCCAAAGGGCCAGACCACAGCCGUAGCGGCAUCCGUUAUCUCAGGUGGCUACUUUGCAAAGGUAGACUUAUACGCCAACUCGAAGCUCCCUAUGAAUCUACCUCCCCUCAAACUGUAUAUCCCGACAUACCCGCUGCUUUGCCUAGCGGCCCAGUACUCUGAACGAGUGUACGAGAAGCCACGUGGUGCCGAGCGCGAUGCUCAUGUCGACUCAGACUUUAGGACGGGCACCAAAGCCAUGGUCAUCAAGAGCGUGCCCAUGGACCACAUGAACACGAUUGUGUUUGCAAUCCGCGGGACAGCCACUUUCAUGGACUGGGCCGUGAACCUGAACAUGGCCCCGACAUCGCCCUUGGGCUUCCUGGACGACCCAGGCAACUUCUGCCACGCAGGCUUCCUCUCCGUCGCGCGCAAGAUGAUCAAGCCCGUCGCCGCGCGCCUGCGCCAGCUCCUCGAGGAGGACCCCGGGCGGUCGUCGUACUCGCUGCUCAUCACGGGCCACUCGGCCGGCGGCGCCGUCGCGGCCCUGCUGUACAGCCACAUGCUGGCGACGAGCCGCGCCGCCGAGUCCGAGCUCAACGGCCUGGCGGGCUGCUUCCGCCGCAUCCACUGCGUCACCUUCGGCGCGCCGCCCGUCUCGCUGCUCCCGCUCGCCAAGCCCGACCGCCCCGAGCUCAGAAAGAGCUUGUUCCUGAGCUUCGUCAACGAGGGCGACCCCGUUGCGCGCGCUGACAAGGCGUACGUGCGCAGCCUGCUCGAGCUGUUCGCCACGCCCGCGCCCGCGCCGACGCCGACGCCAACGGGCGGAAAGGGGGCCAAGUCGCCUCCCACAUCGAUGCUCUCACCCGACUGCACCAUCAAGGGGCCCAAGGAGAAGAAAUCCAAGAGCUCCCUGGCAUCCACCAAGACCUCCAAGUCAGCCAAGUCCAGCAAGUCCGCCACCAGCAGCAAGACAUCCUCCUCCCGCGCCGACAUGCCGACGUGGCGAGUCCCGCCCUGCACGCUGAGCAGCGCCGGGCGGAUUGUCGUGCUGCGAUCGGGGGACGCCCGGGGCAGCGCGCGGCUCAAGGGCCGCAAGACGGUGGAGGAGCGGCUGAACGAGGGCGUUGUUGCGCAGAUCGCGACGGACGAGCAGCUGCGCGCCGUGAUCUGGGGGGACCCGGUGUGCCAUGUCAUGAAGCUGUACGCGGGCCGGCUGGACAUCCUGGCGAUAGGGGCGGUGACCGGCAAGGGGAAUUAG
Phaeoacremonium minimum UCRPA7 is the source of this 1323-nucleotide messenger RNA. RefSeq names its product putative class 3 protein. The transcript is spliced from 2 exons. NCBI's taxonomy places the organism in Eukaryota, Fungi, Ascomycota, Sordariomycetes, Togniniales, Togniniaceae. Gene Ontology annotation, biological process: lipid metabolic process. The record is from RefSeq and is a predicted model, not a curated record. Bases 1 to 1323 code for a protein of 440 amino acids.